UGUAGCCACUGUGUCACAGGCCUGAGCUGCUUCUGGAACCACUCCAGUGUUAGGCGUAUACUUAGGUUCUGUGUAUGUGCUUCCUACAGUUCUGGAGUUUAUCAUUCUCACUGUACAGAUUGAUAAUUCAUCGGCGAGUUGAAAGGGCAUUUGGGUGACCUUUUCUUAAUACAGUUGCGUCUAACAAGUUAAAUGGCCAAGAACUAGAAUGUGCAGCUCUCACCACUCAGGCUUGCUUCUCAACCCCUCCUUGGGGCUGGGAUUGGAAGGGGGAUUGAAUCCCAGACCUCACACAUGCCCGCUCCACAACCUCGGCCCCCUACCCUCAGCCUCUUAAUCACUUUUACACAGGGCAGCACAUGAUAACUGGCCAGAGACACUUACAUCAUUUUUAUACUUUUGGGAGUAGUUUUAAAAUGGUGCUAUUUGAAAGUAAUCAACUGUGGUAUGUUUAUUUCUCCUUUAAGAUUCUUUCAAAAUCUAGGCAUGCCUCAGGUAUCCAGCUUGACUCAUCAGUUUUUAAAAACAGGAAUUUAAAGGUUUAUAUUAAUGUGUUCAGAUUAGGAAGUAACAGAUACUCAGGAAUAUAGAUGCUUAGCUCAACUAAUAUACCAUUUUUAUCUUUAGAUUGUGGAUCAGCACCACUUAGAGAUGUGUUGAGGGGGCCUGGGAUUGUAGGAGGCACAGAAGCUCAAGCUGGGGCCUGGCCGUGGAUAGUCAGCCUGCAGGUUCAAGACGACUCUGUUCUUAUUCAUGUAUGUGGAGGAAGCCUAGUGAGAGACAAGUGGGUCCUCACAGCUGCCCACUGCACUAAAGACUCUAGAGAUCCUUUAAAGUGGAGAGCGGUGAUUGGAACCAAUAAUCUACACAGGAAGCAUUCACGUACCAAGAAGAUAAAAAUUAAAGCAAUCAUUGUCCAUUGGCUUAAGGACACUUAUGUAAAUGAUAUUGCACUUUUCCAUUUAAAAAAAGCCGUGAAGUAUAAUGACUAUAUUCAGCCUGUCUGUCUACCUUUUGAUGUUUUCCAAGAACUGGAUGAAAACACAAAGUGUUUUAUAAGUGGCUGGGGAAGAACAAAAGAAGAAGAGUCACACUGUGUAGCCCAGGCUGGCCUCAAACUCCCGGUGACCUCCUGCCUUAGCCUCCCAAAUGCUGGGAUUACAGGUGAUGGCACACACAUAUUACAAGAGGCAGAAGGGCACCACAUUUCUCGGAAAUUUUGUGACUCAGACAAGUUAUGCAGGAGUGAUUCCUAACACCUCAUUCUGUGCAGGUGAUGAAAAUGGAGACUUCGAUACUUGCAGGGUAAGACCGAGUA
Messenger RNA from Heterocephalus glaber (naked mole-rat), 1318 nucleotides. Lineage: Eukaryota; Metazoa; Chordata; Mammalia; Rodentia; Bathyergidae. The record is from RefSeq and is a predicted model, not a curated record.